AUGGACAUCUUGGUCGACCUCUACAGCUUCUUCGAGGACAAUGUUCCCGGCGGCGCCUUCAGCGGCGGCACCCUCAUCAUCCUCAACGCGCGCCCUGUGCCCGCCGCCGUGUUUUCCAACUCCCGCCCUCGCCGCCAAGUUCAAGAGGCGCAUCCGCGCGACUGUCGAAACCCUUUACCCCUGACUGAGACGCGAGUGCUACGGCACUGA
This is a messenger RNA of Metarhizium album ARSEF 1941, 210 nucleotides long. RefSeq lists its product as uncharacterized. The record is from RefSeq and is a predicted model, not a curated record. NCBI's taxonomy places the organism in Eukaryota, Fungi, Ascomycota, Sordariomycetes, Hypocreales, Clavicipitaceae. The coding region runs from base 1 to 210 and encodes 69 amino acids. The transcript has a single exon.